Molecule: messenger RNA, 432 nt
Organism: Fusarium fujikuroi IMI 58289
Lineage: Eukaryota; Fungi; Ascomycota; Sordariomycetes; Hypocreales; Nectriaceae
Exons: 2
Coding region: 1-432 (143 amino acids)
Source: RefSeq, a predicted model, not a curated record
AUGUCUACUAUCAACACAGUCAAGUACUUUUUCCAUAAGGGCAAUGUGCCGUGUACUGAGGCUCAGAGACAAAGACUAAUCGCCCUUGCCUACCAAACUGCAAGAAGUCAAGAGCUCUACCCAAAGGAAGUUUUCAUCCGAAGUAAUGUCCACGAAAUGUCAACUAUUAAGGGCAAGCGGCUGAAGGAUCCUCGUGGUGCUCAUAUCACCUUAAGCUACAAGACAGAGGAUUUUCAAGGUCGUAAUACUCAUGUGUCCUGCCACGGGUAUACAACGAACUUCAAGACACUGGAGUUUUCCGAGUCUAUAAAGAUGAAGGAAAAGCGCGAUACGAGCAAGAAGAGAGGUGGCAAGAUUAUCUGGCCCGCUGAAACACAACUGUGGGAAGCACCAGGAAUUUGGUACGGACAUGACCAAGGAGGCCAUUCGUAG